Messenger RNA from Batrachochytrium dendrobatidis JAM81, 3936 nucleotides. RefSeq names its product coatomer subunit alpha. Gene Ontology annotation, biological process: endoplasmic reticulum to Golgi vesicle-mediated transport; retrograde vesicle-mediated transport, Golgi to endoplasmic reticulum; intra-Golgi vesicle-mediated transport. The record is from RefSeq and is a predicted model, not a curated record. Gene Ontology annotation, cellular component: COPI vesicle coat. Gene Ontology annotation, molecular function: structural molecule activity; protein binding. Bases 76 to 3714 code for a protein of 1212 amino acids. The transcript has 9 exons. Lineage: Eukaryota; Fungi; Chytridiomycota; Chytridiomycetes; Rhizophydiales.
AAGCGCUGUUCGGAUCUUAUCAACGAGAACACUCUUUUUUAUUCAUUCAAGCAUUCGUUGGCAUUAUUGUUGAACAUGUUGUCCAAGUUUGAGACCAAGUCCAACAGAGUCAAGGGAUUAGCGUUCCAUGCCAAACGUCCUUGGAUUCUAGCUGCAUUGCACAAUGGAUCUAUUCAGUUAUGGGACUAUAAAAUGGGAACUCUGGUUGAUCGCUUUGAUGAGCACGAAGGUCCAGUUCGUGGUGUAGCUUUCCAUCAAACUCAACCCAUGUUUGUUUCUGGUGGUGACGAUUACAAGAUCAAGGUUUGGAGCUGGAAACAACGUCGUUGUUUGUUUACUCUUAAUGGCCAUCUCGAUUAUGUUCGCAGUGUCUUCUUUCAUCAUGAAUCUCCUUGGAUCAUUUCGUGCUCCGAUGACCAGACCAUUCGAAUCUGGAACUGGCAAUCCAGAAACUGCAUUUCUAUCCUUACAGGUCAUAAUCACUACGUAAUGAGCGCCAUGUUUCAUCCAAAGGAUGAUCUGGUUCUUUCUGCAUGCCAAGAUCAAACCAUUCGUGUAUGGGAUAUUUCUGGUUUGCGUAGAAAACAUGCUGCUGGUGCUCCUCCUGUCGAUGAUCAUUCUCGCGGUCUGACGGGCCAACCUGAUGUGUUUGGAAACACUGAUGCAGUUGUCAAGUAUGUCUUGGAAGGUCAUUCUCGCGGUCUCAAUUGGGCAUCGUUUCAUCCCACUAUGCCACUUAUAGUGUCUGGUGGUGACGAUCGUCUGAUCAAAUUGUGGAGGAUGAAUGAAACGAGAGCAUGGGAAGUAGAUACUUGUCGAGGCCAUUUCAACAACAUCUCUGGCGUUCUUUUUCAUCCUCGCCAGGAUCUAAUCAUCUCAGCUGCCGAGGACAAGACCAUUCGUAUUUGGGAUAUGAACAAACGCACUGCUCUUCAAACAUUCCGCCGAGAACACGAUCGUUUCUGGGUUCUCAUUUCUCAUCCCGAAUUGAAUUUGUUUGCUGCCGGUCACGACAGUGGCUUAAUUGUAUUCAAGCUCGAACGUGAAAGACCUGCUGCAACUAUGCACAAUGACAUGCUCUUUUUUGUCCGCGAAAAGAAUAUUCGUGCUUAUAAUGUGAAAAAAAAUGGCGACCAUGCCGUUGUGACCAUUCGUCGUGGUCAAGCUGGCCAGGCUUUCCCGCCUCGUACCAUGUCAUACAAUCCUGCAGAGCACUCUGUUAUUCUUACCUCCAUGAACGAUGGCGGAAACUAUGAAAUGUACAAUCUCCCUCGUGAUUUGAGUGGAAAUGACAUCAAUGAUGGCAAUAACACCAAACGUGGCACAGGUACAUCGGCUCUUUUUGUAGCUCGUAAUCGGUUUGCUGUACUUGACAAGGGCCAAAUUCUUAUCAAAGAUCUUUCUAAUACGGUGACCAAGCAAAUCAAGGCUCCUAUAAAUGCGUCAGAGAUUUUCUAUGCUGGAGGAAAGAAUCUGCUUGUUUCUACUCCAACAUCUAUGAUUUUGUUUGAUACAGAGGUUCGUGCCGUUCUUGCCGAGCUACCAGUCAGUGGUGUUCGUUAUAUUGUAUGGUCUGCAGACCAGAGUACCGUUGCUUUGAUCAGCAAGCACACUAUUAUUUUCGCCAACAAAAAACUGGAUCAACUUGCCACCUUCCAUGAAACCAUCAAAAUCAAGAGUGGUGCAUGGGACGAUUUGGGCAUUUUUGUUUAUUCAACCCUCAAUCAUAUCAAGUACGCUCUUCCCAAUGGCGAUAACGGAAUCAUCCGAACAGUAGAUCAGCCCGUAUAUAUUUUCCACGUCAAGGGUAACCAGGUGUUUGUCCUGGAUCGUGAGGCAAAAGUUCGAGCUAUUCAGUUUGAUUCCACAGAGUAUCGCUUUAAACUGGCUCUUAUUCGUCGCAACCACGACGAAGUUUUCCACAUUAUUCGUACAUCAAAUCUGGUGGGCCAAUCUAUUAUUUCUUAUCUUCAAAAAAAGGGUUAUCCAGAAGUUGCAUUGCAGUUUGUCAAGGAUCCAAAAACUCGAUUCGAUUUGGCAAUAGAGUGCGGUAACAUUGAAAUCGCUCUUGAAAUGGCCAAGAUUAUUGAAAAGGACGAAUACUGGAGUAAGCUCGGUGUAGAGGCUCUUGGACAAGGAAACCAUUUGGUUGUGGAAUAUGUAUAUCAACGUAUCAAGAACUUUGAUCGCCUGUCUUUUCUGUACGUUUCUACCGGAAAUGUUGAAAAGCUUAAAAAAAUGCUCAAGAUUGCCGAGUUGAGAAACGACACCAUGUCGCGUUAUCACAAUGCUCUUUUCUUGGGCAAUGUUGAAGAGCAAGUGCAAACUCUUAAAGAAGUUGGUCAAUUGCCUCUUGCAUAUCUUGCUGCUCGCACUCAUGGACUUCAUGAAGAGGCAGAUGCAAUCAUGGCAGAAGCUGGACUUACCGAGGCACCGGCUAUUCUUCCAAAUGCUCGGCUACUAAAAACACCUACUCCCAUUUUUAAACAGUUUGAUUCCAACUGGCCCUUGCUUACUGUCAGCAAGAUCAUGUUUGAAAGCACUGUUUUACAGAAUACAAACUUUGCCAAUGCUGGAGACUGGGGUGAUGAGGAUUUGGAUAUUCCUGAAAUGUCUGGUGAGCGACGCAAACCCAGUGCUACGGCGACUGCUGCUCAUAAUGGUAACGGCCACGCUUUGGGUAUGGAUGGUGAAGAAGGCGGUGGAGGCUGGGAUCUUGAAGUCGACUUGGAUAUUCCACUUGAUGAUGCACCAGAAGCCAAUAUCGUCGAAUACAACCCACCAGCACCUGGCACUCGCAUUGCCGAUAUUUGGGUUCGCAACUCUACUUUGGCUGCAGAUCAUGUUGCAGCCGGUGCAUUUGAUUCUGCCAUGCAAUUGCUUAACAGACAAAUAGGUAUUGUUGAUUUCACACCUCUUAAACCACAUUUUCUUGCAGUGUAUCAGGCUGCAAGAUCGUAUCUUCCUGCCACCGCAUCAGUUCCUGCUGUCAUUUCGCCCAUUUAUCGUGCAUGGGAUGAAGAUUCUCGUCGUGUGCUUCCUUAUAUUGUUUUUACUCCACAAGUUCUUAUUAAUCGACUACAAGAGGCAUAUCAGGCAUUUACUGCUGGAAAAUUUGCUGAUGCCGAAGUGAGCUUCAGAACAAUCUUGCACCAGAUUGUAUUGACUGUUGUUGAGCGCCAUGCUGAAGUAGAUGAGGUCCAGCAACUAAUGGCUGUAUGCCGUGAGUAUCUUCUUGGUCUUAAGUUGCAGCUUGCCAGACGAGAACUAGGUGAUAGCGAUCCUAAGCGCGGAGUUGAGCUUGCAGCUUAUUUCUCCCACUGCCAACUUCAGCCUGUUCAUUUGCAACUUGUAUUAAACACAGCGAUGUUGCUCUCGUUCAAAAUCAAAAACUUUGGGUCGUCACUUUCUUUUGCUCGGCGGCUGCUUGAACUUGGACCUGUUGCUGCCGUUGCUCAAAAAGCACGAGGCGUUGUUCAACGUUGUGAACGUAACGCAACCGAUGAAGUAACGCUUGAUUAUGACCAGUAUAAUCCAUUUGUUGUGUGUGGUAUUUCCUUGACACCCAUUUACAGAGGAAGUGCAACUGCGACGUGCCCCUUCUGUGGAGCAUCUUUCAAGCCCGAGUAUAAUGGCAAAAAGUGCACAGUGUGUUGUAUUUCUCAGAUUGGAGCACAGGGAACUGGCUUACGCAAUGAGCAUAGCAGUAAAUGAGCACUUGUGGAAUGUGCAUGUUGAGCUGUUUUCAAUCUGUCUUUUUCUACCAGCUUAUUUUUACACUUUUAUUUUUCAAUACUGUCUUGCGUAUGUGGGCUGAGCUCUGACCUGUUCUAUCUCAUAUAAAACAAGUAUCAUUCUACUAGCUUUUGAUUGUCAAGUUUUAUAUGCCAAUCCAUGCAGGAUAAAGAUAUUUUAAAAUAAAGCCUUUUGUCUUUC